Messenger RNA from Argentina anserina (silverweed cinquefoil), 414 nucleotides. RefSeq names its product non-specific lipid-transfer protein 1-like. The record is from RefSeq and is a predicted model, not a curated record. Gene Ontology annotation, cellular component: membrane. Gene Ontology annotation, molecular function: lipid binding. The transcript has a single exon. Lineage: Eukaryota; Viridiplantae; Streptophyta; Magnoliopsida; Rosales; Rosaceae. The coding region runs from base 1 to 414 and encodes 137 amino acids. Gene Ontology annotation, biological process: lipid transport.
AUGACGAGUUCUGUGGCCUCUAGGUUGGCCAUCGUGGUCCUCAUGUGCCUGGUGGUUGCUCGUUCACCGUUACCGGCCUACGCCGUCACGUGUGGCCAGGUGUCGCAGAGCUUGAUCCCAUGCAUACCUUACCUGCAGAAUGGUGGGUAUGUCCCUGCACAGUGUUGCAGUGGUGUCAGAUACCUUCGCAACUCAGCUAAGACCACCGUCGACCACCAGUCUAUUUGCCGGUGCUUGGUUGCAGCUGCUCGAGCCACCCGGGGACUCAAGCUUAACCUCGUGGCCGGUCUCCCGAACCGAUGUGGUGUUAGGCUUCCUUACACAAUGAGCCCUGACACCAAUUGUAACACGUACGCAGCUGAACCCUACUUUGUUAUUUUGGCUUCUCAGUUUGUUGCAUGGCAUUCAUUUUGA